Molecule: messenger RNA, 2366 nt
Organism: Pyrus x bretschneideri (Chinese white pear)
Lineage: Eukaryota; Viridiplantae; Streptophyta; Magnoliopsida; Rosales; Rosaceae
Exons: 10
Coding region: 115-1935 (606 amino acids)
Cellular component (GO): endoplasmic reticulum; Golgi apparatus
Source: RefSeq, a predicted model, not a curated record
CCAUUCUCCGUCUCUCUCUCUCUCUCUCUCUCUCUCAAUUUUGCCAGUUCCGGUUCCUUUCUCUGUCUCUCUCUUUCAAUUUUCCCGAGAAAAUUCAACACCAACAACCAAAUCAUGGAAGAAAAUCACGCUGCAGCUUUCGAAUCAAUCGCCAACGGGGACCACCUCGACGCCGCAUCCACCGCCGCAAACGACUACAACAAUACCCAUCACAGCCACGCCAACAACGACCACGGCUGGCAGAAGGUCACCGCGAAGCGCCCAAGGAAGAAGAAGGAAUCGAACGCCGAAGUAAUUAACAAUCAGAACAAGCUUGUCCCCGGCAUCGCGAGCGCCAACGGAAACGGCGUUUUCCGGUCGCUGGAGAAACAAUCGGAGGACCGGCGCCGGCGGAUUCUCGAAGCUCAGAGGGCCAAUGUCGACCUCGACGAUGUUGCUCCGGCGAGAUCGAAGCUCAGGUCCGACGACGAGGAUGUGGAUAAUAGCGAUGAUGAAGCUGCGGCGCAGAACGUGAAGGCCGAGGAGGCGAAGAAAUCCAAGCCUAAGAAGCCGAAGAAACCUAAGGUCACGCUGGCCGAGGCGGCGGCUAAGAUCGACGAGGCGAACGAUCUCGCUGCAUUCCUCAUUGACAUUUCGGCGUCGUACGAGUCGAAGGAGGACAUACAGUUGAUGCGUUUCGCGGACUAUUUCGGCCGUGCAUUCUCUGCGGUGUCUGCCUCUCAGUUUCCAUGGGUGAAGAUGUUCAAGGAGUCAUCGGUUGCCAAGCUUGCCGAUAUCCCCCUUUCUCAUAUUUCUGAAGAUGUUUAUAAGACAUCAAUUGACUGGAUCAACCAGCGUUCUGUUGAGGCCCUUGGGUCUUUUAUAUUAUGGUCCUUAGACAGCAUUCUUGCAGACCUAGCGAGCCAAGUUUCUGGCACAAAGGGCAAGAAGGCUGUGCAGAAUGUGUCUUCAAAAUCUCAGGUUGCGAUAUUUGUGGUUGUAGCAAUGGUAUUGCGAAGAAAACCCGAUGUCUUGAUUAGUAUAUUGCCAACACUGAGAGAAAAUUCAAAGUAUCAAGGACAAGAUAAGCUUCCAGUAAUUAUAUGGAUGAUAGUUCAGGCUAGUCAAGGGGACCUCGCCGUUGGGUUGCAUGCAUGGGCCCGCAAUGUGUUGCCUCUAGUCUGUGGAAAAAGUAGUAAUCCACAGUCCCGGGAUCUUGUUUUGCAGUUAGUGGAGAGAAUUCUGUCUAUGCCUAAGGCUCGUACUAUUUUAGUAAAUAGUGCUGUUAGGAAGGGGGAGCGUUUGGUGCCACCUUCUUCAUUAGAGAUACUUAUGGGAGUUACCUUUCCUGCACAUUCAGCUAGAGUAAAGGCCACCGAAAGGUUCGAGGCUAUAUAUCCAACCCUAAAAGCGGUCGCUCUAGCUGGCGCCCCUGGAAGCAAAGCAAUGAAACAAGUUUCGCAGCAGAUAAUGAGUUUUGCAGUCAAAGCUGCAGGAGAAAGUAUACCUGAGCUAUCCAAUGAAGCAACUGGAAUUUUCAUUUGGUGUUUGACCCAACAUGCUGAUUGCUUCAAGCAGUGGGACAAGGUCUACGAGGAAAACUUAGAAGUGAGUGUCGCUAUUCUGAAGAAACUUUCUAACCAAUGGAAGGAACAUUCUGCAAACCUCUCUCCUCUUGAUCCUAUGAGGGAAGCUCUCAAAAGUUUUAUGCGCAAGAAUAAGAAGGCAUUGGCUGGUGAGGCGGAGGAUGUACACCGAGAAAAGCUUAGCAAGGAAGCAGACAAGUAUUGUAAGACAUUAUUGGGAAAGCUAUCACAGGGUAGCGGGUGCAAGAAGACUCUGGCCGUUGCUGUUGUAGCCUUGGCUGUUGGUGCUGCUGUCAUGUCCCCGAACAUGGAAUCUUGGGAGUUGGAGUUGAAGAAACUAACUGCGACCAUCAGCUCUUUCUUUGAAUGAACUGUGAUUUCCAGUUCUGAAAAUCCUAUCUUAGCAGCAUGAGCGAAGCAGGUUUAGAAGCUGACGGUGCAAAGUACCGACUUAAAAUUUUCUCUUACAAAACUGAGUAUGAUGAAGAAAAGUUCGGCUGAUUUACUUCAGAAUAAGGCGGCGACAGAGACGAAGCUCUAUUUAUACUUGUAUCCCGACGGGAUACAGAACUAGACGUAGUUGAAGGUCAAUACUUGCUCCAAGGUUUAAUUUCGUUUGAGUUUUUUUUUUCGGUGCAACUUUUCAUGUUUAUUUAGAUCCUUUUUAAGUUAUUCACCGCUAACAUCUACAAUUACCAGCGAUAUGUUCGUGAGAACUUUGAGACGGAUACAAAUAUGUAUUCUCGGAUUAGUGUUUUGUUCGAAAAGGAAUUUGAAUUCAAGGUUUGAUUCUUCGUUACA